Messenger RNA from Neurospora crassa OR74A, 867 nucleotides. RefSeq lists its product as hypothetical. NCBI's taxonomy places the organism in Eukaryota, Fungi, Ascomycota, Sordariomycetes, Sordariales, Sordariaceae. Gene Ontology annotation, cellular component: membrane. The record is from RefSeq and is a predicted model, not a curated record. Gene Ontology annotation, biological process: proteolysis. The coding region runs from base 1 to 867 and encodes 288 amino acids. The transcript is spliced from 4 exons. Gene Ontology annotation, molecular function: glutamic-type endopeptidase activity.
AUGAAGCUCCUCAGCCCGGCUAUUUCCCUUCUGGGUGUAAUAUCCCAACCUAUUCUAGCCCAGUUUACUUUCACGUCUACAGUCGAACACAACGGCGUUCCAGUGCCGCAGGCCGAAACUGACCUCAAGCCGUUCAAGCCAGGUACCCUUGGCCGCAUCAGGAGCCGCACAGAUGAUGAUUCGGGCCCCGAGAUAGGAACGACAACCCUGAGACGGGUUAAGAGAACCAAUCCGACUGCAAAUAGUAACAAUUGGUGUGGUUCUGUACAAUCUACAACGUCAAGCAAUCAAAUCAAGCUCGUCCACGGUACCUUUCAACAUCCCACGUGCACUCAGCGGCCCGGCGUCACUCAGUAUCCCCAGGCGGCAGCCGCUUGGAUUGGCAUUGAUGGUGAUUCGUGGACUUCGGCAUUGCUGCAGGCUGGGACGGUUUGCAAGAUCAACAACUCUACCGGAAUAGUUGAAAACGAAGUCUGGUGGCAAUGGGUCCCCAAUGGCGCUUACACGAUUACCAACAUUCCCGUCUUUGCUGGUGAUUGGUUUGACAUCACCAUCAAUACAACCUCCUCCACAGCAGCGACCAUCAAAAUCAUGUCCAACCGCGGCUACACUUACAGUGUCAAUGCCUGGCAAGGCGCCACCUUGGCGCGCGUAGACGCCGAUUGGGUCGUCGAGCGGCCUUACUACGGGAGCACCCUGGCGGGCUUUGCGCAAUUCACCCAGGUUUGGUUCCAGAAUGCGUAUGCAACGCUCACGAGCGGGACUAGCAGCUUGGGCAUUACGGGCGCGAAGCAGUACCAGAUUCCGGGCGGGUGUGCGAGCGCAGAGUACGAUAAUUCAAAGCUGUAUGCUGCUGUUGCGGCUUAG